AUGAGGUCUAUGAGCCUUAUUCUUGGUUUGUUGAUCCUGAUAUACACGAAUUUUGUGGCUGCUAAUGGAGAGCAUACUAAUAAUUGGGCCGUUUUAGUGUGUACUUCGCGAUUUUGGUUCAAUUAUAGGCACAUGGCCAACGUUUUGAGCAUGUACAGGACGGUCAAACGUCUUGGAAUUCCAGAUUCUCAAAUCAUUCUUAUGCUUAGUGAUGACGUUGCAUGCAAUUCGCGAAACCUUUUCCCCGGAAGUGUGUUUAACAACGCUGACAGAGCCUUGGAUUUGUAUGGUGAAAAUGUGGAAGUGGAUUACAAGGGCUACGAAGUAACCGUUGAGAAUUUUAUCAGACUGCUAACAGAUAGAUGGAGUGAGGAUCAGCCUAAAUCCAAAAGAUUACUCACAGACGAAAAUUCCAAUAUUUUCAUAUACCUCACCGGACAUGGUGGAGCCGAUUUCUUAAAGUUCCAAGAUGCAGAGGAGAUCUCCUCGCAUGACAUAGCCGAUGCAUUUGCUCAAAUGUACGAGAAGAAACGGUACAAUGAGAUUUUUUUCAUGAUCGACACUUGUCAGGCUAAUACGAUGUAUUCCAAAUUUUACUCUCCAAACGUUCUUGCGGUCGGUUCAAGCAGACUCGAUGAGAGCUCCUAUUCGCAUCAUUCAGACGUUGAAAUUGGAGUCGCUGUAAUUGACAGGUUCACGUAUUACACGUUGGAAUUCAUGGAAUCCAUCGAGAAAAACUCGACUUUGACUUUACAGGACCUUUUCGACUAUUAUUCCUUUGAAAAGGUUCACUCUCAUGUUGGAGUCCGGACAGAUUUGUAUGGCAAAGACCCUUCACAGGUUUUGGUGACAGAUUUCUUUGGCAGUGUUCAGAAUGUUGUACCAGACGAACGUGAUCGCGACUUGGAUUUAAAGGCGGCAUUCCUAAAUAAUUCCAGUGAAAAUGAUGAAGACUACGACCAUAUUCUGAAUUUGGCCAUAAGGAAGAGUAAAUUGGUCCGACAGGACCCUUAA
This is a messenger RNA of Lachancea mirantina, 1014 nucleotides long. Lineage: Eukaryota; Fungi; Ascomycota; Saccharomycetes; Saccharomycetales; Saccharomycetaceae. The record is from the annotation of a GenBank genome assembly.